Messenger RNA from Pipistrellus nathusii (Nathusius's pipistrelle), 1218 nucleotides. The record is from the annotation of a GenBank genome assembly. Lineage: Eukaryota; Metazoa; Chordata; Mammalia; Chiroptera; Vespertilionidae.
AUGGUGCCCCUGCUGCUGCUGCUGCCCCUGCUGUGGGGGGGGUCCCUGCAGCAGCAGCCAGACUAUGAGCUCCGAGUGCAGGAUUCAGUGACGGUGCAGGAGGGUCUGUGUGUCCACGUGCCCUGCUCCUUCUCCUUCUCCUUCCCGAGCAGUUUGCGGACUUCCACUGCCCAAGUCUUCACCUACUGGUACCGAGUAGGGGACAGAACAAACCGUGAUGCUCCUGUGGCCUCGACCAACCCAAAUAAACCAGUGAAGCUGGGGACCAAAGGCCGCUUCCUCCUCGCAGCCCCCAUGACCAACAACUGUUCCCUUCAAAUCAGAGACGCCAGGAGGAGUGACACAGGACGCUAUGUCUUCCGAGUGGAGAUAGGAUAUCCUGUAUAUAACCAAGAAUAUUACCAACGAUAUAACCUUCCAGGAUAUACUUACCAAGAUAAGAAGCUGGAUUUGCAGGUGACAGCCCUGACAGAGAAACCCCACAUCCGUAUUCCGGAGCCUCUGGAGUCCGGCCGCCUCACAGAGCUGACCUGCAGCCUGCCAGGGACCUGUGAAGGGAGAAAAUCUCUCACCUUCUCCUGGGAGGGAACCGCUGUGGACUUGCUGGACCCCCGGAACCUCAGCUCCUCGGUGCUCACCUUCACCCCGAGGCCCCGGGACCAUGGCACCAGCCUCACUUGUCAGGUCCAAGUCCAAGGAUCUUCGGUGUCCACACAGACAACCAUCCGGCUCAAUGUCUCCUAUGCUCCUGUGUUGAUGAUCAGGCUUUCCCAGGGAAACUGCACAGCCCUGAAGACUGUGAGCAACCACACGUCCCUGUCUGUCCUGGAGGGCCAGUCCCUGCUCCUGGUCUGCGAGGCUGACAGCAACCCCCCUGCCACGCUGAGCUGGUCUCAGGAGGGGAGACCCCUGAGCCUGCCCCAGCCCUUAGCUCCCAGAGUCCUGGAGCUGCCCCGUGUGGGGGCUGGAGACGGAGGGGAGUUCACCUGCCGGGCUCAGCACCCUCUGGGCUCCCAGCAUGUCUCCUUCAGCCUCUCUGUGCAGAGUAGCCCGCACUCCUGCAGAUGUGUGACUGAGGAGCAGCAGGGCUCCUGGCCCUGGGUGAUCACCCUGAUUAGAGGAGCCCUCAUGGGGACUGGCUUCCUCCUCACCUACGUGCUCACCUGGCUCUACUACACCAGGUGUGGAGACCCCCAGAAUGUGAUGCAGAGCUCCUGA